UUUUCCUUUUUCUUUAUUUUCUUUUUCAUUUUUUGUCUCCUUUAUAUUAAUUUAUCUUUAUUCAGAAGGAAAAAAAAAAGUCAAAGAAUACUACUUCUUUAAAUUCCACUCCCCCCCUUUUCUUUUUAUCAUUAUUUCUUUGUAUAUAAAAAGAAAGAAAGAUGAAUUCAACAGUAGUCAUUGAAGGAAUGGACUUGCAACAUUAUUUUGAACAACAAUACGAUAUAGAAGCAGCCUUAUUACCUUCAACAGCAAAUCAUUAUAUGGAAAACAUGGAUGAAUUUAAAGAAGUAGAAGAAAAGGACUUUGCAGCAUUGAAUAAUACACUAUUGAUAAAAGAGUCAGAAAUAUUUGCUUUAAAGGAGGUGAUAUUUAAAUGGAGAAAUAGAGCUUUAGAAGCAGAAUUAAAUUAUUUUGAUCAACUACAAUUAUUGCAAGCACGAUACGAGCAUGAAUUGAAGUCGAUGAAUUCAAGAUAUCAAAGAAAAUUGAAUGAAAAAGAAGACAUGAUCAAUAAUCUAAAAGAACAAGUAGAUUACCUGAUAAUUCAACGAAAUAACCAGCAAGAAGAAGAAGAAGAAGACAAUGAUAGUCUUUCAUCUUUUGUUACUGAUGAGGAUUCAAGUAUUAUUUACAACGAGAAACAAGAAUUUGAUGAUAACGUUAAAAAAGAAACCAGUGAAUCAAAAGUAAUUCUUGAUAAUAUUCAAAAUGCUGUAUGUGCUAUUGAGAAAGAACUCAACUUUCAUUUAACUAUGAAUGAAGAGCAUUAUUAUUAUCCUCGUAAAUCUCCUGCUUAUAUCUCAUCUGCUACAGGUCGUUCUUCUUCAACUUUAGUUGAUACUGAAGUAGGUAUUAAUAAAGAUAUCUCAAAAAAGAAGUCAAAAAAUUCUGCUUUGUUCAUCAAUCGUAUCUUUAAGAAAGCAUUCCGCUAUAAGAAGAAACCAACUAAUAAUAAUAUUCUUUCAUUAUUUGACACUAUCCCAAGACAUAGCACGUCAAAUGAAACUGUCAUUCCUGUAUGCCACACAAAAAUGAUAACAUCAAGCAGUACUCAUCUAUGAGAUACUAUGGCUUGAUUAUAUGCCUUUUUUUUUUCUUUUAUAAAUAUAAAUAUAUGAAUUAUUACAUCUUAUAUUAUUAAAGAUGAUAUGAUAAAAACUACGAUGUUAUAUAAAAAAUUUCUCCAUAAUGA
Molecule: messenger RNA, 1195 nt
Organism: Cokeromyces recurvatus
Lineage: Eukaryota; Fungi; Mucoromycota; Mucoromycetes; Mucorales; Mucoraceae
Exons: 6
Coding region: 162-1064 (300 amino acids)
Source: RefSeq, a predicted model, not a curated record